Prunus armeniaca (apricot) is the source of this 189-nucleotide messenger RNA. The record is from the annotation of a GenBank genome assembly. Lineage: Eukaryota; Viridiplantae; Streptophyta; Magnoliopsida; Rosales; Rosaceae.
AUGGUUAUCCUGAUUGGUAGGAGGACCUCCAUGCUCACAAGCCCAGAGAAACUGCUAGUAGUUUCCGGCCGUGCUACUCUUGUCUCUACCAAACCUCAAUUAGCCUUGUUUCCACAGGCUACUAAUAGUCCCAUGCCUCCGGAUGACUCAGAAUAUUCUCACCAAGGAGAUCAUUGGGCGUGGUACUAA